Hibiscus syriacus is the source of this 1059-nucleotide messenger RNA. Its product is annotated as tobamovirus multiplication protein 1-like. The transcript is spliced from 11 exons. The record is from RefSeq and is a predicted model, not a curated record. NCBI's taxonomy places the organism in Eukaryota, Viridiplantae, Streptophyta, Magnoliopsida, Malvales, Malvaceae. The coding region runs from base 166 to 1044 and encodes 292 amino acids.
UUCGUGUCUUCUUUUCCAUUGUUUCUCUCCACGUGUCCCCGCAUUUUCUCGUUGAUCUCUCUUUAUUCUGUAUAAACUUUUCCCAUGGGUUAUUUUCUCUUGUUUUGAUCUUUUCAUUUCUUUUUUGGCUUGAAUCAUUUGAUUUCAUUGCUUGCAUGUUUCAAAAUGGUGAGAGUAAAGGGUUUUGUUUUAACUGAGGAAAUAUUGUUGAAAGGUGGAGGAAUGAUGUUUGAUUGGUGGGAUGAGAUUGAUGAAUCUGAUGAAUGGCAUAGAUUCAUUUUCUAUUUCUUAUCAGCUUCCUAUGCUCUUGUUUCCAUUCUUGCCCUGGUACAACUGUGUCGUAUUCAAUUGAGAGUACCAGAGUAUGGGUUGACAACACAAAAAGUUUUCCACUCAAUGAACUUGUUAUGUUCUGGAGUGAGGGCUGUUGUGUUCGGUUUCUACAAGAGUGUGUUUCUCAUUAAAUCCAAGGCACUUGAAAUGGUGCUUCUGGAUCUUCUUGGUCUUUUGUUUUUCUCGACAUAUACAUUGCUUGUCCUUUUCUGGGCUGAGAUAUAUCACCAGGCAAGAAGUCUUCCAAUUGAUAAACUUCGGCCUGCAUACUAUAGCAUCAACGGACUUAUAUACUUUGUUCAGGCAUAUCUAUGGAUUUCAAUAAGAUUAAGAAAGAGCUAUCUUACAGUGGAAAUUAGUAAACUCUUUGUUUCAGUUAUAUCGUUCUUUGCUGCAUUGGGGUUCAUGAUAUAUGGUGGGAGUUUGUUCAUCAUGUUGAGAAGGUUCGCAAUCGAAUCGAGAGGCCGCCAGAAAAAGCUGUUUGAGGUCGGCUGUGUAACGGGAAUCUGCUGUACUUGUUUCUUGAUAAGAUGCACCGUGUUGACACUCUCGGCCUAUGACGUGAAAGCUGAUCUUGAUGUUUUAGAUCAUCCCAUCCUGAAUCUGAUCUAUUACAUGUUGGUAGAACUUCUUCCUUCAGCUUUGGUGCUGUUCAUUCUUCGAAAAUUGCCUCCGAAACGCAUCUCUGUACAAUACCACCAAAUAAGGUGAACUGAAUGCAUGUGU